Closterium sp. Naga37s-1 is the source of this 870-nucleotide messenger RNA. The record is from the annotation of a GenBank genome assembly. Lineage: Eukaryota; Viridiplantae; Streptophyta; Zygnematophyceae; Desmidiales; Closteriaceae.
AUGUUUCUCAACAGGCCCACGUCGUCGAUGACCUUCUACCCGAGCAGCGACGAUAAGACUCACGGAGUGUGCGCGGUGCUGGACCGCCUGCCUCACAGCUUCGCCUGUUUGGCGUUGGCGGCUGACAAGUCGCGACGGGCGGAUCUCAACAAGACGCUGUCGGAGUGGAAGACAAGGGCUGCCGCUCGCGUGCGAGACAUUGCACUUCCCAAGCUCGGCCUGUUCCGGGACGACAGGGACGCAUCCAGCCCGUGGGCACCUGAAAAGGAGCGUAGUAUCGAGAAGAUAAGGGAGCGCAUUGGGCUUGGCGCUGACCCCCCUGGUGAGUGCAUGAGACGCGCGUUGGAGUCGUCAACCGUUUCUAGUCAUGCACCAAUGCGAGAAUUGUGGACAUUGAUACCCACGCUUCGGAUGUGGUGUGCAGAAACUCUAGUGCUGACGAGCUGGGCGCACGACAGGGAUGGCAUGCCGUUUGCCUCCCGGGCGUUCGCGACAUGUGCGAAGGCUGCCUUCAAGCCGAAGAAGGCAGGGCUGGUGAUGACCCUUAAGGUGUACCACCUAGCCUGGUUGGAGCAUGUGGUCUCCGACUGCGUCCUCUACUGGGAGGCGCGGAAAGGCCGGCUCUCCAACUCGGCGGGCGGGAACGCCCACGUUGUGGAUGGGCUCAAGGUCCUGGUCAAGGAGGCUGUGGAGAGGGCGAUCCGUAUCCGCAACCCCGAGUAUGACGCGGAGCGCGAGGCGUGGAUUUGGGGGCGCCAUGGCCUGCGCAUCUCUGCGUGCGGCCUGGAGCACAUGAAGCCCGCGGCCGCCGCCCAGUCCGAAGGCAUCGUAGGGGAUGACGACCUUUCGGCGUCACUUGGUGCUGAGUAG